This is a messenger RNA of Aphis gossypii (cotton aphid), 830 nucleotides long. RefSeq lists its product as uncharacterized. The transcript is spliced from 3 exons. Bases 78 to 506 code for a protein of 142 amino acids. The record is from RefSeq and is a predicted model, not a curated record. NCBI's taxonomy places the organism in Eukaryota, Metazoa, Arthropoda, Insecta, Hemiptera, Aphididae.
UGAAUACACCCAAGUUUAAAACUACUCUUCGUCAGUGUUCAUCGCAUUAUAAUGACGCAUAUGAAAUAUUUUUAAAAAUGAACAAUCCAUUACAGUGUCUUGAAGUACUAUUAAAAAACAUUGCCUUAGACGAGCUCCAAUUUGAGAAGACAACGUGUUCUAAGUCAAAAGUGAAAUUUAUCAUGUCCAUCACACAGAAAUUGUCCGAGAAUUGUGUUCGUAUAUUGCAAAUGAUAUUGGAAAGUAAAUUAGACGAACCUGAUCAAAACACUAAAAAUAAUCAGGAUACAGAAACGAAGAAACUACUUUUAUUAACCCUAAAAGAAAGAUUACAACAUAUUUUAAUGUGCAUGAUGAAGCUAUCUAUAACAAAACUACCCAGAUUUGUCAACAAAGCUGAACAACUGAAAAGCAUUUAUGGGGAUUUUCUGAGGACCAGUGAAGCUGAUGACAACUGUUUAAUUUUGCUCAAAGUUAUUAUACAAAUAAAAGAAUUAAACCUAUAAGUACAAACUACAAUAUUGAUAUGUUCAGGAUAAUUUUUUGGUUUAUUUUGUAUUGGAAUUAAGGUUUAAGAAAAUACUAAAAUACUUCAAAAUGUAUUAUCUGCUAUUAGAGGAAAUAUAAAAUUUAGACAUUAGUAAAGAAUAUAGUCAUUAACCAUUACUCUAUAGUGAAUCAGAAUGUUUUUUUAUUUACCUACAUACAAUAACAAAUUAAGCAAACUUUAUUUACCUAGUCCCUAAAUAUAGUAGUAUAGUUUUACAAAUAAACAUAGGUACCUACCGCACUCUCCUUUUAUUAUUCAAUCAUUUUAUAAAUGAAAUAAG